AUGGACGCUCUGAAGUUUGUAGUUGUGCUGUUGGUGGUCGUGUUCGUGCAGGUUUUCGGCGCGCUGGGAACCCCUCUCUCCAAUGAAGAAGAGGACGGUGCGGUCUUUGCUGUGGAGAACUGGCAGGGCUACCCGCUAGACAGAGGACUAUCCAUCCGGCUGGCAGACCUCAUCAAGAGGUCCAAAGCACAGCAGUUCCACGGCCUGAUGGGCAGAAGCUCGGGGGCGUCUCAACCUAUGAGACUGGGCAGGAAAAGAAAUAAAGGGGAGAUGUUUGUUGGACUCAUGGGCAGAAGGAGUUUAGGUGAAGAUAUGGAAGAGGAGUGGAAAUCCGACUCUUACUAA
Messenger RNA from Scomber scombrus (Atlantic mackerel), 345 nucleotides. RefSeq names its product tachykinin precursor 4 (gene tac4). The coding region runs from base 1 to 345 and encodes 114 amino acids. The record is from RefSeq and is a predicted model, not a curated record. NCBI's taxonomy places the organism in Eukaryota, Metazoa, Chordata, Actinopteri, Scombriformes, Scombridae. The transcript is spliced from 5 exons.